AUGAUCGUUGUUGAUUUACAAAAAGAUUUUAUAAUCUUUUUUACACUUACCCUAUUAGAAAAAGUAUUUGGUGAUCACCUGUUAAAACAAAAUGAACUACCCUCUUUAAUUGUACUUUUAUCAUCAUUAUUAUUUUUAAUUAUUUCGUUUUUUAAAUCAACAAGAGUAAUAUACUUUAAAAUAAAGUGGAUUAUCUUAAUAUCUGCUUUAUUAACAUACGAUAGCUUUAUUAAGACGUAUAUUAAUUUAGCUAGCACAUCAAAUUUAAAAGAAAUUGUAAUGGAAAAUGUUUAUUUAAUAGCCGUUAAUAUACUCAAUGCUAGAGUUACUGGUAUUGUUUUCCUACCUAAACAAAAUUAUGCUAUGGUUUGUAUUGUUGUUUUUGGAAUAAUUCAAAUAUCAUAUCCUUACUUUAAGUAUGAUUUUAUUGAUUUACAUCCGAGGGAUUUUUUUAACUUUUUAGGAACAUUAGGUGGGGCAGUUGGUUUAAUAAUUUUUAAAGAAAAAGUUGAAAGAAAAGUAAAAUCAGUUUGGAAUUAUACUUUAACACUUUCAUUAUAUAAUAGUAUAUUUGCAGGGUUAAUAUAUGCAUUUGAUAUUGUCGUUGUUAAAAAAGGAUUAGUAUUUAAUAUCUCACUCUCAGAAACAUUCGUUGUUUUAUUUUUAUCAGGCUUAAGUGAUCUUUAUUUUAAUAGAUUAACAUUUUCAGUUCAACCGUAUGUUUUAUUAACUUCAUUAAGAUUGGUUAAUUUUAUAAAUUCAUUGUUAUCUGAUUUAAUUAAUCAAAAUUCUCUAGAUAUAUUUUCAUUUAUACUUGCAGUUUUAAGCACAAUUGCAUCUCAAGCUAUUUUAUAUUAUGAUGAAGAAAAUAGUUUCUUUUAA
Molecule: messenger RNA, 882 nt
Organism: Hepatospora eriocheir
Lineage: Eukaryota; Fungi; Microsporidia; Hepatosporidae
Source: the annotation of a GenBank genome assembly